AACUGGCGGGAAUCUUUAGGCACGUGUCCAACAAACCCUAAAAACACCCAUUAUUCUCAGCUCUCUCCCUCAUGUACCCGUUAAAAAUCCCCAAAAGUAAGAGAUCAUAUCUGAAGCUUUUAAGCUUGUAAUGGUGGUAAAAUUCACGUGUUGCAAUCGUGAUUUGAAGGAUUUGAGAUCCGAAGUAGAGUAAUCAGUCUGGUCUCUGGUUAACGAAGGAGUAGCACAAGGUGGAGUUGCUGUAGAGGUGAUUAAUUCGACGAAACCGUUCCUGCAAUCAAGGUAAAUAACAGAAGAUUCAUUAGCUAGGAUUUCAAUUGAGGCACGUUUAUUCCAGUGGCUACACCAAUACUGCAACAUCGUAUCAGUUUCCAGUACGGAAGCAAGUAUCGAUGAUUGCCACGGGCUUUUAGCCAUUAGCCAUUAUCGGUGUUGAUACGGCCGAGGAAUCGCCCUGCUUAAAGAUUAGCGUAGAAGGAGAAGGUUCGAAGAAAGUGGGGGAGAGAGAGACGAUUGGUACGCUCAGUGUCGUUAAUUAUGAUUGUAUUCUUGAUGCGGUUGUUUGCUUUUUAGUGCAGAACAGUUUGAUGGAAUAAUAGAUUGCAACACGUGUAGAAAAUAAAUUUGAGAACGACAUUGCUGAAGAAGAUUUACUGUAUUUAUGAUUCGGGGAAGAAAAGAGAAGUGCCACUAAUUCAAUUAGGGUUUUUAUUUUGGGAAUUAGUAUGUUGAGAUGGAAAAAGAAAUAGGAAUAACGGUUUUCUGUAUUUAUAUUUUCUUAGGCUCUUAAAAAUAUUUUAAAUUGCCUGUUACAUCCAAGUUUAGGGGCAAAUUUGCCCAACUCUGGUUCUGUCUCUGGCUCAAUUACUGGCUAAAUCCCAGGUAUGCUUUUCAAAACCCACAUAAUUUCUUCACAUUUACAUAAUAACCUUAAAAAACCCAUAUAUUAUUCUCUCGUAAACCCAAAAUUCACCACCCAAAUCCAACCCUUUUCGAAUCUGAAAGUUGAAUGGCGAAAAGACCCAAAAUUAGACUUUGCUAUAGAGAAAGAUAAGCGUUACAAACUUUGUUCACGCGUCGUUAAAGAGGUACUAAAUGAACCAGGUCAAGUUAUUCCACUCCGAUACAUUGAAAAAAGGCGGGAAAGGUUGCGCCUUCAUGUCAAAGUUAAGACCUUUGUUAAUCAGAACCCUGGGCUUUUCGGUACUUACUAUGAUAGAAUUAAACCCAAAACAGAUCCUGUCAUGUUUUUGCGUGUCAGUGACAGAGUAAAGGAAUUUCUUGAAGAAGAGAAAAGGAUUCAGUUUAAAAAUGAGGGGUUAAUUGUGUCUAAAUUGUGUAAGUUGCUUAUGAUGGCAAAGAAUAAAGUGCUUAGUGCUGAUAAGCUGGUUCAUGUUAAGAGAGAGUUUGGUUUCCCUAAUGAUUUUAUGGUUAACUUGGUGCCUAAGUACCCAAAUUAUUUUAGGUUAAUUGGAUGUCCUGGUGAGGGAAAAUCGUUCUUGGAGUUGGUUGAUUGGAACCCUGAGUUUGCUAAAUCAGUUAUUGAGCUAAGAGCUGAAGAGGAGUCAAGGCUAAUGGGAAUUCGAGUUAGGCCAAAUUUUAGUUAUAAGCUUCCUCCUGGGUUUUUCUUAAAGAAGGAAAUGAGGGAGUGGGUUAGGGAUUGGUUAGAGCUAGAUUAUAUCUCACCAUAUGUGGAUGUGUCACAUUUGGAUCAAGCUUCACCAGAAAUGGAGAAGAGGACAGUUGGGGUUUUCCAUGAGUUGUUAUCGCUUUCGCUCUUUAAGAGGAUUCCAGUUCCGAUACUGGGUAAGUUCUGUGAGGAGUAUAGGUUUUCCAAUGCCUUUUCAAGUGUGUUUACUAGGCAUUCAGGGAUAUUUUACAUGUCAUUAAAAGGGGGUAUUAAGACUGCAAUGCUAAGAGAAGCUUAUAGGGAUGGCGAGUUGAUUGAUAGGGAUCCGUUGCAUGAAAUUAAGGAUAAGUUUGUUGAGUUGUUGGAAGAGGGUUGGCUAGAGAGAGCAGAGCAGCUGAGGUCGCAAAAGGAAGUGGUAACAAAGGACAUGGAAAUGAUGGCAUUUGGGAAACUGGACCUGGAUGAACAAGAGAUUAGUGAGGAAUCAGAUUGGAGAGAGUUAAAGGAACAAUCGGAAAUGCUGGAAACAAGUGAGGAUUCAGAUUGAAGUUAAAGGAACAACUGAAAUUGAUGGCAAUGAAGGAUUGGGACCAGGGUGGCCAAUCGAACAGCAAGGAAUCCAAUGUUCAAGGAACAGCUGUAAAUUUCCAAGUUAGUGUGACUCUGAAAAAAAAUAAAUUAGGACUUAAUGAAAGAGGGCAUUCUAACUUGUCUUACAUUAAUGGUUUAUGGAGCCACAUAUAGUCCAUGAUGUUUAAACAUGUAAGUUGGAUGAUUGGUUCUAGCUAUGAUGGCCAGUGAUUCUAUUAUCAAUCUUUGCCUCUAGUGCAUUAGAAUUUAGUUUUCCAUUUUUGUAAAUCAUCCCUGAAUUUAAUUUUCAUGCAAAUACUUGGAUGUUGGGGGUGAGUACAACUGUUGAUUAAUCAAGAAAUGAUUAUAAAUUGACACAAAUUCAUUA
Messenger RNA from Ricinus communis (castor bean), 2588 nucleotides. RefSeq names its product protein WHAT'S THIS FACTOR 1 homolog, chloroplastic. The coding region runs from base 885 to 2177 and encodes 430 amino acids. The transcript has a single exon. The record is from RefSeq and is a predicted model, not a curated record. Gene Ontology annotation, molecular function: RNA binding. Lineage: Eukaryota; Viridiplantae; Streptophyta; Magnoliopsida; Malpighiales; Euphorbiaceae.